AUCUUGUCAGUCAGUCUUCCUGCUUCCACGGGAGCGGGUCGAUCGGCCUCUUUUCCGCGCCCGCGUUUCCCGUGCCGAUCUUGUCUACGAACGAGCUGUCACAACACACGCGAGGACGAUGAAGUAUCGCGUAAUGAGCCGACUUCCGACGACGAUCAUGUGCGUCGUCGUACUUGCGAUGACGGAAGCGACCGCAUCGCCCACCGAGCCCUUGCCCUCCGUCCUGCUAGGCGGCAUUGGUAACGUCGCAAAUACCGCAACCAAUUUCCUAACGGGAGUCGUGCAACGGCAAAAAGAACUAUUGCACCGCGUUACGGAUACUGCCGCGGAUUACAUAACCAACGCGGUGGAGAGGCCGAGAAAUUUAUUAAUCAACGCCACCCGAAUGACGACCGGUGUCAUCGACAGCGCCGCGUCGAUGGGUCUCGAGUUCAAGUUGAGAAGAUUCUUGGAGAAAUUUCGCGCCCGAAUGGGCAACGGCAUCCCGGAGCUAGGUAUUCCUCCGCUCGAGCCGUUCACGCUCGACGAAAUCGACAUCGAUACGGAUAAUCCGGAGAUAGGAAAAGUGAAUUUAGUGAUCGAAAACCUGGAAUUGAGGAAGUUAUCAACAUUUCUGAUUGACCGAGCCAAGUUAUCGCUAAUUGGCCCUACCAUCUCCAUCAACAUUUCCAUUCCCGAGAUCUUCGCCAAGGGGUAUUACAACAUAUCUGGUAUAUUGGGCAACAUGUAUCCAUUACGUGGCGCAGGCCCCUUCGAGACGACCGUACGUGGCUUUCGUGUGUACGUAAACACCGUUUUGGGCUACGCUAGAGGAAUGUACUUGAAGAGAUUCGACCUCGACUUCUCAUUGCGCGCCAUCAAGAUAUAUCUGGACAACUUCAUGGGCGGCGAGAAGAUCGGACAAAUUAUGAGCAAAGUCUUUGAGGAAUUAACACCGGAAGCAAUGGACAUCAUUAAACCGGAUAUAUUGCCGCCUAUUCAGGAUUACGUAACGAGUCACGUCAACGAGACGAUUCAUCAUCUCAACAUGAGAGAUCUGUUUCGCAUUCUCUUGGGCGAGUACGAAUUCGGCGAUAUCACGCACUUAUUGAUACCCUGACAAGAAUAUCCGUGAAAAAUGUCAUGAAAAAAUAUCGAGUUAUCGGAUCGCGCAACAAUUACAAGCGCAAUAAUACGAGCUUAACGCUUCUAGCAAUGCCCGAACACUAUCCUCGUACAAAGUAUAAAGAAAUAAUCGCAACCGAAUACGUGAAAGUCAAUAGAAUAGAUGAAUAGACGAUACUCAUAAAACGGGACAGAGUCGGAUUGACUUUUAAAUCAACUUUGUUUAGUUAUUUUACGUAAUACGUGUAACAAUAAGAUUCGAAGGUCUUUGACUACCUUGCCAGUACAUUAUAUAUUGUUAAGAGUUAAUUGUUAUACACUACGUAGUUAAACGCUAGACACAAUAUGCGCCAUAAAUGUCGGUUAGUAUUAUCUGAAAAGCAGCGUGUAUGUGAUAGAAUUAAUGUUAAUGUUUUGUUAACUGUUAUAAAAUAAUUAUAAAAUAAUUAAGGGGCAAUGUACUUGUUGUAAAUGACACCGCAAUUUUAUCGAAUAAGAUCGUUGCAAUGUGUAUAUAGUAAUUACAUAAAAUUUAUUAGAUAUUUUAUAAUAUUAUAAGCUCACAUAUCUGUAUGUAUCGAAUUAUUCGAAACUUUAAUAUAAUAAUCAUUUAACGAUUAUACAUAUAUAAAUGAUUCUGCGUGAAAUUAAAGAAAUUUCUCUUCCCGA
Molecule: messenger RNA, 1773 nt
Organism: Cataglyphis hispanica
Lineage: Eukaryota; Metazoa; Arthropoda; Insecta; Hymenoptera; Formicidae
Exons: 6
Coding region: 119-1099 (326 amino acids)
Source: RefSeq, a predicted model, not a curated record